Molecule: messenger RNA, 2295 nt
Organism: Pisolithus orientalis
Lineage: Eukaryota; Fungi; Basidiomycota; Agaricomycetes; Boletales; Pisolithaceae
Exons: 15
Coding region: 118-2151 (677 amino acids)
Biological process (GO): chromatin remodeling
Molecular function (GO): protein binding; histone methyltransferase activity
Source: RefSeq, a predicted model, not a curated record
ACGACGAAAUGUCCCUACUAUGUACAACCUUGGUCUGUUUGACGGUUGCUCCAUUCAACUCUCACAUCGUGCUACACCUCCAUUUACCCCGAAUAUCUCGCCCAAGCGAGGUUACCGAUGCAAUCUUCAGCGUUCAACGUAGAUCGCGUCGAACCUGACUCUCCUACUCGUAGCACCGUUACCCCUGGUCCUCGUCUCCAACCAGACAAGAGGUAUUCUGCAGCUGAACUACGCGACUUCGGAGUGAAAACCUACCGGCAAGUUUGGCAAGAGUUCUAUGAGUGGGAGCCUGGAUAUGCGUCCCAUGUACUGACAGAUGUAAAAAAUCAACCGCUCUUUCCGGUGAGGUCGCGGACUGCUCAGAUGGCGAGGAGCUUGGUCAAGAAAGUCGCCGAUGGCAUCCCCUCGCCUGCCUUACUUAGCGAAAGUGAUUCAGAGGCCUGCUCGGUUUCCUUCACUAAACACACUGCUUAUGGUGCGACAACUGCCAAGAUGAUGAUUCCCACUGUUGUCCUAGAUGCGACCCAAUUUCCACCCCAUGCUCCAUACGAAUGUUGUGCGCCGGCAUCCAGAAGUAUUUCGGUCAGCGAGGGGGACCGUGACACUGCAAAGUUUUUACCAUAUGCAGAUGAGCCAUCCUUUCCAGCGAAAACACACCUGGCAAAAUUUGCACGCCUUGAGUGGGAGGAGAACUUUGAUCCUGAUUUGGAGAUGAUUCAACUAGAAACUGCAUGGAGGCUUCAUGCGGUUGACAAGCUUUCUCUCAGUGAUGUCAACAGGAUGAAUAUUGUCAAAGGCAUCCACACUUCCCAUAAUUCAGGGCUUCUAUGGGAUAGUUGCCAAAGGGACUUUCUGCACUGGCCAGGGGCUUCUCAGACCAAUGCAAAAGAUGGUCUACCAACAAGCCAGGCACCUCAGCAAGAUGACUUGCAUGGAAGGCUCACAUCAAUGCUCAGGAUUUUUUGUCCUAUACUAAAUUGCCUUUCCCCCAUGUGCCAUACACAUGCCUAUCCCUUCUCUUCAUAUCUCCCCUCAAAGAAACCUCAGAUUACUGGAGAAAGCAUGAGACUCUCUGAAGGAAACCCAUGUGGAGAAAAUUGCUUCAGAUUGGUGCCUGAUAUUGAGAGAUAUGCAGAAUCUCUUCCACCACCAAGUGAAGUUGAUCAAAUGUCUUUAGCUGACAAUCUUUCAGUCAUGCUUGGGAUUGCCCCAGAUCUGUUUCCCUGUCAAUUAGCAAUACUUUGCUUCAUGUCAUGCAAGGAGAUUUUUGUCAAGCGAUUACAACUUUUUCCAGAUAACUCCAUCCUACCACUUGAUAGAGAAUCUUCUGCUGCACUCUCCACAGAUGGUGAGAGUGGCACUGAAGGAGGAGUAAUGCAGGGGAGGAAGAAGAAAAAGAGCAGGCCUUUGGUGCAGUAUUUCAAUGACCAUUCCCAUGAAGAUUUCCCUGUUCUUGAUCCCUGUGCACACCCAGGUACAUGCACAACUGCUGCCUGCCAGUGUUAUUCCCACAAAAUGCAUUGCAACCCAGCUUGUAGGUGUGGUUUGUCAUGUGUCAGACAAUGGCCACCUUGUACAUGCCAAAAGUGUGAAGACCACACCUGCUCUUGUGCAAUGGGGAAAAGGGAGUGUAUCCCAGGGCUUUGUGUAAGAUGUGAUGCUGGAGGUAGCAAGAAGGAUCCAUGUACAAACACUAGAAUGCAGAGGCAUGACACUAAACUUCUUGAGGUCAAAACUGGAUCAUAUGGGCUUGGUGCAUUUGCAGCAGAAGACAUGGCUGUUGAUGCCUUUCUUGGCACAUAUGUUGGCCACAUUUUGUCCAACAAUGCUGCUGAGAGUACAAGUGAAAUUUUGGCACACAAUGGUCACAAUUAUCUAUUUGAGUUCUCUCCUGAUGCAGAAAUCUUUGAUGCAGCCCAGGUUGGGAACCUGACAAGGUACUUGAACCAUCAAGGCAAUGGAAUGGACAAUGUUGAUGCAAGUUCUAUGCUUGUCAAUGGAGAGCAUCAGAUUGGAUUUUUUACAAAAAGGAGUGUGAAUGCUGGGGAAGAGAUGUUCUUGGAUUAUGGUCAGAACUACUGGAUCCAUCAUGGUGGUAACAAGAACAUGAGAGAUGAAGAUACUGCAGAGGAUGGGACAUCAGUUCAAUGAGUAGCAGGCCUUUAUAUGUAUAUGGCUUGGUUGGAGUCCACUCUGUAGGUUGGCAGGUCAACAUAGACAACAUUGCUUGAUGUACUAUAUCAAUCAAGAAAGCAUUCAAUUGAUCAAUUAUGCAUUUUUUUUCUAGUAACAGAA